This is a messenger RNA of Meyerozyma guilliermondii ATCC 6260, 1431 nucleotides long. RefSeq lists its product as uncharacterized. The transcript has a single exon. NCBI's taxonomy places the organism in Eukaryota, Fungi, Ascomycota, Pichiomycetes, Serinales, Debaryomycetaceae. Gene Ontology annotation, biological process: regulation of peptide transport. Bases 1 to 1431 code for a protein of 476 amino acids. The record is from RefSeq and is a predicted model, not a curated record.
AUGACCAAUGACGACUUACGGUUGACCCCGACCAUGUCUCAUACACCCUCGGAAGUCAUUCGCAUUAUAAAUGAUGAGGAAAUCCGCAAAUUCAAGCUCGGGGUUUUGUUUCUCGUGGUUGCGAUUUCGUCGUGGAUUUUUGGUUUGGAGUUGUUAAACGCGGUAUUGAAGGGCGACGAGUAUCAAAAACCAUGGAUGUUUUCAUAUAUUACAGGUUCUUGCUUUGCUUUAAACUUGAUUCCUGAUUUUUUCAGCUCGUAUCGAAACCAAAAACCUGCUGAAAAUGAGUUAAAUGGCCGUGAAACCACCAUUUUGGCCAUCAUAAUUGCCAUAAUAUACUACUUUUACAACUUGUUUGUCAUGCUAGCACUCCAGUAUACUUCGGCAUCGAACCAAACUGUGUUGUCCAGCACCACUUCCAUCUUCACUCUCUUUAUCGGAAUGCUGCUUGGAAUUGAAACUUUCAAUUUACAAAAAUUGGCUUGUAUUAUCAUAAGUUUUGCAGGGGUUGUUCUUAUCAAUUGGAGCGAGUCGGGACUUUCCAAGGAUUCUGGCAAUAAAUUUGUGCCAAAAAACCCCCGAUUGGGUAACGCAUUGGCGGUUCUCGGCGCUCUUAUGUACGCCUUUUAUAUGAUCGUUAUGAAGGUUCGCUGCGGUACUGGAUCGAGAACCGUCAACGAAAGACGAAUGUUUGGAAUCGUGGGGGCGGUGACACUUGUAUUUGGCAUACCAGUGCUUUUCAUUGUGCAUAUGUUUGACAUCGAGCGUUUCGAACUCCCUCCAAACAACACUGUUUCUUCAAUGAUACUCAUCAAUGGUGUGUUUUCCGUCAUCUCGGACUACACUACUAUUCUAGCAAUGCUUUUGACCAGUCCUUUGGUCACUUCGCUUUCGUUGUCGUCGUCAAUUCCAAUAACCAUUUUUAUCGACAAGAUCAUUAUGUGGGUGACAGAUGCACCAGCCUCGAAAUCGGGUCAUGUAAUGUAUUAUUUCGGUAUUUGCAGCAUUUUGCUUUCGGUGCUCUUGAUCAAUGCUAAUCUCACCACCGAAAACCAAUUAAUCGUGGAGGUGAUAGACGACGCUCUUGAAGAUGCAAUUCGCGAAGACGAAGUGUUGUCGCCCGUUCUCUCUCCAUUGCUUAGUCCUCAUGCACAAUACACCACAGGAGCGACUAUCAGGAACUCCCCGGGCUUACAACUUGGAAUCAGAUCACCAUUGUACAGAAGGUCACCGGCUACCCAGUUUCCGUUUCUUGUUCGUAAAGUGUCGGGAUUCGAUUUGAACAACGAUUCCGAAGAUUUGGACGAAAGAGUGGGCGAAGCAGAUACAGAAGAAAUGCACCUCACGGUUUCCGGUGGCAGAAACCACAAAUACCGGGUGAGGAUUGUAGCACAAGACGAACAUACGCCGCUUCUUGGGAGUGAUCUAUAG